CUACAUAAACAGAUAAUUGUACCUCUUCUACACAACACAUUUCUAUCUGAACGUUACGAACAGGCCGCAGGAAUGCAAUGCAACACUGAUUCCAGAAGGGCUUCUACGCAACCAAUAGGCACAGMGACUAUUUGCUUUGCUCUUCCAGGCCAGUAAAAUCCAGGGUUUGAGUGAGGAGGAGAGGGAGCAUCUACUCCCCCUGCUCCGGAACGCCCAGCGGGUGGUGGUGGYAAGGGACGCCAUCUACAAAGGGUUCAUCUUCAAAGACUUCAUCCAGGUCAGAAAAGCUUGAAUAUAUUCAUAAAGCGUCRGAGAGUGCUGAUCUAGGAUCAAUUUAAUGGCCGUAGGGUAUAAAACGCAUAUUACUUGAUUGUGACAAUGAAGACUUGCACGUACAGUGUGCUACUUUAUCUCACAGGCCUUUGGCUUCAUGUCCAGGGUGGCUCUACAAGCAGAGAAGAUGGACCAUCACCCUGAGUGGUUUAAUGUGUACAACAAGGUCCAGAUCACACUCAGCACACAUGACUGCGGGGGCCUCUCCAAGAGAGACAUCACUCUGGCUACCUUCAUCGACCAAGCAUCUGUCCUCUGAGCAACUCAUGGCCUGCAGCCAUUUCAGUCUAUCAUCUCAAUGGCAGAACCAAGAGCAGAGGACACCUAUUCAUCCCGCCCCAUACGUUAAUUCAGAUGACUAACCUGGGACAGGAACAUGACAUCUCAGAAUCCCAAUGAAUGUUUGUUUAAACGGUCACGUUCAAUUCCUAAUGUAACAUUUAGCAGGUGUGGUGUUUGUUACUAGGCUGAUAUGGGAAGUGGAGCACAAGACCAUAAGCCAGUAAAAAGACCAUUCAACUAUAUACAGUAGGGUCUGAAAUUGACACUCUUAAUAGAGAUGAGCAAUAAUGACUAAA
Molecule: messenger RNA, 911 nt
Organism: Salvelinus sp. IW2-2015
Lineage: Eukaryota; Metazoa; Chordata; Actinopteri; Salmoniformes; Salmonidae
Gene: pcbd1
Product: pterin-4 alpha-carbinolamine dehydratase/dimerization cofactor of hepatocyte nuclear factor 1 alpha
Biological process (GO): tetrahydrobiopterin biosynthetic process
Molecular function (GO): 4-alpha-hydroxytetrahydrobiopterin dehydratase activity
Source: RefSeq, a predicted model, not a curated record